AUGGCAUCAUCAAUAAGACGACCAGUCCGCGUUGCGGGCUGCUCUGGCGGCUUCACAGAUCGCUCGCGUGCGAUCAAGUCAAUGGCUGAAGACCCCGAUGUCGACGCUGUGAUAGGUGACUGGAUGGCAGAAAUGACCAUGACCAUGCACGGCAGCGGCAAGGCCAAGAACCAGGCCAAGUUACCUGGAGGUGCCACAGCGUCGCUCUCCCUCGAGGAGCGCAUGAAGACGGCCAUGUAUGCCGAGACAUUUAUUCAGUGCUUCGAGCCAGCCAUAGAAGCCCUGUCCAAGAAUCAGUGCAAGCUCGCGGUAAACGCCGGCGCCUCUGAUACGGAGCUGCUCGCGCAGGUGUGCCAGAAGAUGGUGCAAGACGCGGGUCACGGGCAUCUGAAAAUCGCCUGGGUCGAGGGUGACGAUGUGACCCAGCAGGUCAAUCGACUGAUAAAGCAAGGCGAGCAGUUUGAGAGUCUGAUGCACGGAAAGAAGCUUGAGGAAUGGGGCAUGGAGCCCAUAUGCGCGCAGGCCUAUCUUGGAGGCCUUGGAAUUGCCGAGGCGCUCAGGCAAGGCGCCGAUAUUGUUAUAUGCGGCCGCGUGGCAGACGCUGCCCCAGUGAUAGGUGUUGCGGCAUGGUGGCAUGGCUGGAAAGCCGAUCAGCUUGACGAGUUGGCCGGCGCUUUGAUAGCCGGCCACUUGAUCGAAUGCUCAGCCUAUGUGACUGGCGGAUAUUACGGUGGUUUCAAAGAAUUUAUGAAAGACAAGAAACACGUGAACAUGGGCUUUCCCAUUGCCGAGAUUGACGAGAAGGGCGAGUGCGUCAUCGUCAAGGAGAAGAACACUGGCGGCGCUGUGAAUGUGGGAACUGUUGCCUCACAGCUCCUUUACGAGAUUCAGGGACCCUGGUACUAUAACUGCGAUGUGGUGGCCGACAUUACAGGCGUUGUCAUGGAGCAAGCGGGCGAGGACGCUGUGCGCGUGACAGGGGUAAAGGGGUUGCCGCCGCCGCCCACGACCAAAGUUGGGAUCACUGCACCUGCAGGUUUCCAGGCAGAGUGGCACAUUUACUUUGUCGGCCUCGACAUUGAAGAGAAAUGUCGAUUCACCGAGGACCAGAUCCGAUAUGCCAUCGGCGACAACAUCUCAAAGUUCACCACCCUCAAGUUCCACCAGAACGGCUCUUCACCCAUCGAUGCACACAACCAGGACGUGGCCACGGUGGACUUUCGCAUCUUUGCUCAGAGCAGGGACCCAGAGGUGAUGCGACCCGACGUUCCGAAUGGUUUCAACCGCUGGGUGCUCGAAGUCUUCCUGCAGAGUGCCCCAGGAGCGUCACUGAGCAAUGACCUCAGGCAGAUUGCGCCCAAGCCGUACUAUGAGUACUGGGUAUCGUUGCUGCCACAGGCCGAGCUGAACCACCGCGUGCACUGCCUCUUUGGCGAGAACAUGAUCAUCAAGAUGGACGCACCGACUCAGACAAGGACAUAUCCCAAGCAGCAGCCAAGCUACGAGACGACGGAGCCUCGAGCCCUGGACAGCUGGGGCGAGACGGAGAAGGCACCGCUGGGGUACAUCGUGCUAGGGCGAUCCGGUGACAAGGCGAGCGACUGCAAUGCCGGCUUCUUUGUGAGGCACGCGGAUGAGUGGGAGUGGCUGCGCAGUUUCUUAACGAUUGACAAGCUCAAGGAGCUCCUUGGUCCGGAGGAAUACAAGGGGAAACCGAUCGAUCGGUUCGAGAUUCCCGGCAUCAAGGCUGUGCAUUUCUUGCUGCACGACCAUCUGGACAGAGGCUACAAUGGCUGCUCGACGUAUGACACGCUGGGCAAGAAUGCUUGCGAGUACAUCAGGGCGAAGACGGCAGAAAUCCCCAAGAAGUUCUUGGAGCGUGGGAGAGUCUGA
This is a messenger RNA of Emericellopsis cladophorae, 1893 nucleotides long. RefSeq lists its product as uncharacterized. NCBI's taxonomy places the organism in Eukaryota, Fungi, Ascomycota, Sordariomycetes, Hypocreales, Bionectriaceae. Bases 1 to 1893 code for a protein of 630 amino acids. The transcript is spliced from 5 exons. The record is from RefSeq and is a predicted model, not a curated record.